AUGAAGCAGACUUUGAAAAUAACUGUUCUUUUUGCUUGCGUGUUCCUCAUCUGCGGACAAUUUGAUGGGCUAAAUGAGCCUCCACCUGAGGACGACUACGUCCCUCCCACCACUAGCACUAUUGCUCCAACUGAGCCACCAAAUGUUCCAUGUCCUCGAGAUAAGAUGGCAACUUAUCCAUGCACUUGCGUAAAAGGUGGAACCGAAGGACUGAAAGUGAUUUGUGAGAAUGCCAACUUGGCAAUGAUGUCCUUAGGACUGGGAAAUAUCAAAGACAAGUUGAUUAGCAAUCUUCUCAUGACGAAGAAUUAUGUCAGAUCGUUGAAGGGGGGAAUAUUCCAUAAUAUGACAAUAAUGAAUUUAGAAGUCAGUUACAAUAAGAUUCAAGAUAUUCACGAAGACUCUUUUAAUACACUUGGUGACUAUCUUUUAACUUUAAGUCUAGAAGGUAACAACCUUAAGUCUGUUCCUGCUAGUGCCAUUAAUAAACUAAGCAAGCUACAGUAUUUGAAUCUUGCUAAUAACCAAAUAAGCGUUAUACCUGCAAAUGCCUUCAGUGGUUUGGUGAAUGUUAAAGAACUGAGACUUGACAACAACCAAAUCACGAAAAUGUUUCCUGGAGCUUUUAAUAACAUUCUUAGAUCACUGGAAAAAUUACACUUGCAUCACAACAAGCUGCAGAAGUUUGAAAGAAAUGUCUUCAGGCAGAUGUUAAAGUUGAAAUAUUUAGAUAUUUCUCAUAACGAUUUUAGCAAAUUUGAUAAGAGAGACUUCACCGAUUUAACAUUUCUUUGGUUUCUCAACGUAUCUGAUAACCACUUGAAUGAAAUGCCCAGAUCUGCUUUGGCAAGAAAUGCACAAUUAAGAGUUUUCAAUGCAUCCAACAACAAAUUUAAAGAAAUAGAUUCCUACUUACUUCGAGGUUUGCGAUUUUUAAGGGAUUUGUAUCUGGCUGGGAAUCAAAUCAAAACAAUCGCUAAAAGAGCUUUGAUUAUUCCAACGCGGCUAAGAACUUUAGAUUUGGCUAGAAAUGUAAUGGAAGAUCUUGGUUAUGAGAUGUUUAAAGAUAUGAGCUGGUUAGAAAGGUUAGAUUUGAGCUACAAUAAAAUUUCCCGAAUUGCCAGUUCGAGUUUUCAGCGCAUGUUCCAGCUUGUUGUAGAUUUAAGUCACAAUAACAUAACUUACAUAGGAAAAGGAGCUUUCAUCGAAAUGUCCAACGUUACGGUAUUUGACCUAUCAUACAAUUCAAUAUCCGAAAUACUUCCAGAGACUUUCCAAACGAGUGACGUCAAUGUCCUUUUGCUGAAUCAUAACAACAUAACCGACUUAUCCAAAAUUCUCAUCACAAAUUUAACAGGAAUAAAAAUUUUCAAUGUGAGCCAUAACCGCAUUGAUAAGAUUGAUCGCAAAUCUUUCUCUACUAAGAAAUUAUACGAGUUACACACCAUUGAUUUGAGUUACAACAACAUAACAGAAGUCGGUGGAAAUGCUUUUGAAAAAUUUGGCAGCGUAAGAAAUAUAAUUAUGCAUCAUAACAAUAUCAAGAAAAUUGGAUACGGAAGUUUUGGAACUUUAUCAACACUUUUAGAACUAGAUAUUAGCUACAAUAACAUCACGGAAAUUACUUCUGGUGGGUUUACAAACUUGGUAUCUGUUCGAACCAUAUACGUUCAAAACAAUAGAAUCAAAAACAUGUUCAUCAUACCAAUUGCUUUGAAUGAAAUUCACGUUCAAAAUAAUUCCAUUUCUAGAAUACCACCAGGAAUCUUCCCACCAAUGAAUUCAUUGUUACAUCUUUAUUUGGACAGUAACAACCUCACUCGAUUAGAAAGAGGUUCAUUUAGAGGGUUACUGACCCUCAGGACUCUGUCUCUGGGAAAUAACAGCAUAUCUGAAAUUCCAUGGGAAGCUCUAGAGGAUAUGAGAUCUCUUCAGUACCUUUACUUCCACGAAAAUAACAUUUCCACCCUCAACAGAAAAGCGUUUGGAAAUCUUCCAGUUGUGUUCGACCUUCGUCUGGAUCAUAAUGACAUCCAGACUGUUACUCCUAAAGCAUUUGAGGGAAUGUUGCAAUUGAUCUCAUUGAACAUGAGCUACAACAAUAUAUCUUACAUCCCGCCCUCAGCAUUUGAAGGAUUGGUAUCCCUCCGAAAUUUAGAUAUAUCCCACAACAGGAUAUCCACUCUUGAAAAUAAAACUCAUGGGGUGUUAGAAGAUCUGUUAUCUCUCGAUUCGUUCAACGCUUCCCAUAAUUACCUAUCUUUUAUAUCGGACAGAUCGUUUCCAAAAUCACCUUAUAUUCCAUACAAAAUAAGACACGUCGACUUGAGCCAUAACUUUAUACCUAUAAUCACCAGCACUUUCGAUGAUGGUUUGACUAAAGUAGAAGUUCUUAAGCUCCAGAAUAACAUUUUAAAUGAAAUUAGAUCGGAUGUUUUGAGCAAUCUGACUUAUCUUAGACAUUUGGACAUGUCAGGAAAUCAACUUCAAAAGCUUUCUACUAAGACGUUUGGAGUUUUGGAAGACAUCGAAGAGUUGAUUCUGUCCAACAAUCGAUUAGCUUCCAUUGAUGUAGGAGAGGUACUUGCCAUGAAGAAGUUGAAGUUACUUGAUUUGAGGAAUAAUCGUUUUUCUUCGUUUUACGAUGACUUUAUUCCAGUAAUGAAAGAAAAUUUUACUGUGCUUUUUAGUGGUAAUUCACUGAACUGCGACUGCCUUCUUCGGCCCCUGAAAUCUUGGAUCAAUAACCAACCGAAUGUAACUGCAUGGGAUGACGUCACUUGCCAACAGCCACCUUUAUUGGCUGGUCGUCGCUUGACUACUAUGGACGUCGACGAGUUUAUAUGCAAGGGAAUCGCUUCUGUGUCGGAAAAAGUUAUCAAACCUGACAUAAAAAUCCGAGGCAGUGAAGUAACAAAGGAUCAUAAACUGAGAGUCGUUUGGUAUGUUUCGACGAGGGAGGAUGUUGCUGGAUUCAAGGCCACCUUAAAGAAUCAGAGUGGAAUUCCGGUGCAGGUGGAAGAAGUGCCUUAUGACAGAAGGGAACACACUUUUGGGGAUUUGCAACCUCAGGAAGUGUACCAACUAUGCUUCGUUGCUGUCGACUCUUUAGGUCUGGAUAGAGAACCUUUUGACUCGCAGUGUACCCAAGUAGGACCUGUUGGAUCUGCUCAAUUCGUUAGAGUUUCUCAAUUUAGUGGAUUGAUCAUUAUUUUGAUGUGUCUUGCCGUUUUGUUUUUCAGUUCAAUAGCAACUGAAAUUUGAGAAACUGUUACGUUCCUAUUAUACAUUAGUAGCUCGUGUCACAUUGAGAACCAUUUUAUUAUAACAAGAUCCUUUAUAGUUUUAUGUGGUGCAUUGUUUUAAGAAAUAGUUUACUUAAAAAGCUGAAUUAUAAGUUUUCCAAGGUAAAUUAAGUGUGAUUUGUUCCUCUAAAAAUCUGUCAGGACUAUGUAAUUGUUUGUGCCAAAGUUUGUAUGAUCACAAAAGCAAGAUUUCGUAGCAUUUUUAAAACUUGAAAUUCAGUGCAUUUGUCCUGAAAAACUGAAGCGUUUUGAAGCACAUAGUACUGGUCACAUUUUUCUUUGAAAAAACAACGCUGUUAAUCAUGUUUUGUAAUUUUUUUGCAAUGCGUCAACAAGAAAUCAAUGUUAAUUGGAAAUAUAUUGGCACAUUGAAAAUAUCUCACGAAUCAUAAUAAAAGAUGUUUUUUAUAAAAUACUAAACAAGUGUGCGAAAGAGAUUCGUAUGAAAGUUUUAAAUAAUAAAGUGCAAUUCUUCCUCCGAAAAUUUAUUUAUUAAACAACUAAAAUCUAUAACAACUAGGAAUUAAAAAGAAUUAGGAGGAAUUUUUUGUCUGAUGUAUUAGUGAAUUAUCUUCUUAAACAGAGAAGCGUAGUAAAUAUACUGGUGAAAUUUUCCUUUUCAAGCCUUUUUAAGUUUCGCAUAAAUAAUCGAAAAGGCUUUAAAAUUAUGUCAUGCUUUUAAAAAACACAACAAAAAUCAUCUUUUACGAAAUAACUUGAUUACUCAAACUUCAAGUUAUUGAAUAGUUUCCAAUGAACACGUUCCACACCUAUAUUAUACUCCUAAUAUAACUUAAACAUAAAAAAAUCAUAUCUUUUAAUGUUAAAAAUUUUAAAGUGCUGGAUAACAUGUCUGUUUUCUUGUUAUUCCAUCAGUAUACAAAGUAUGAACGCUCUCUAAUGCUAAACACCGCAAACGAAUGUCAUAAUGACAGAUAUUUAUCGUUUAAGGUAUAAUAGUAAUCUACGUGUUUCUCAGCUUACAAAGCUUAUUGGAUGAAAUUUAUUAUUGUUUUGGAGUCAGCAUUGCACUUAUUCAAAAAUCUGAAAAAUAAUUCUUCUCGUGAUAAAAUUCGUUUUUAUUUACUCAUAUCUGUAUUUUAAAACAAUUUUAAUAUUCAUUUGUAUUUUAACUUUAUCUGUGAUAUGUAAAGUUUUAUAUCUGACAUGAAUAAAUUUAUUUACAA
Messenger RNA from Uloborus diversus, 4492 nucleotides. RefSeq names its product protein artichoke-like. Bases 1 to 3264 code for a protein of 1087 amino acids. Lineage: Eukaryota; Metazoa; Arthropoda; Arachnida; Araneae; Uloboridae. Gene Ontology annotation, molecular function: protein binding. The record is from RefSeq and is a predicted model, not a curated record. The transcript has 2 exons. Gene Ontology annotation, cellular component: plasma membrane.